Messenger RNA from Archocentrus centrarchus (flier cichlid), 2411 nucleotides. Its product is annotated as persulfide dioxygenase ETHE1, mitochondrial-like. NCBI's taxonomy places the organism in Eukaryota, Metazoa, Chordata, Actinopteri, Cichliformes, Cichlidae. The coding region runs from base 303 to 1187 and encodes 294 amino acids. The record is from RefSeq and is a predicted model, not a curated record. Gene Ontology annotation, molecular function: sulfur dioxygenase activity. Gene Ontology annotation, cellular component: mitochondrion. Gene Ontology annotation, biological process: hydrogen sulfide metabolic process; glutathione metabolic process. The transcript is spliced from 7 exons.
CAUUCCAGCACGCAUGCGUGUCCCUGCAUACGGUAGCGAUCCUUUUGUACACAAGUUAGCAGGCAGCAAUCAACUGAUUCACGCCCAUGUUACCGUUUAUAACAAACAUGGGCUCAGCCAGCACGGCAGUAAAAGAAUCGUGUUAUAGUUGAGCUUCCAAGCGGCAGUGACGGUCAGUGCAGGUAACAUUUAGGUGCAUAUCGCUAACGCCCACAGCCUCUCCGUUGUUUACGUCUACGCACUGUAGAGCUGUUGCUGAGUGUCAAAAAUAUCGCUCAGGUUGAGGUCGGGACGAAUGAACUAUGUGUUCGAUAAGUAGAGUAAAACCCGUUCACCGGGCCCUCGCUUUGUCGCUACGGCUCAGGACAAACCUCGACGGUUCGAGUUCGGCAGCAGCCCUGAGCAGGCGCUUCUCUCCCGGCUUAAGCAGCAGUGUUCAGCCGCUAUGGGUUAGCAGCAGAUUUUACUGCGCCAGGAUGGCAAUGACCGACGGGCUCCUCUUCAGACAGCUGUUUGAGGAAGCGAGCUGGACAUACACCUACCUGCUGGCAGACACAGACACCAAGGAGGCUGUCAUCAUUGAUCCUGUGCUGGAGACCAUUGACAGGGAUCUUACACUCAUAAAGGAACUCGGACUCAAUCUAAAAGUGGCAGUUAACACCCACUGCCAUGCAGACCACAUAACGAGCACUGGGCUGAUGAAAAAAAGAUUGGCGGGACUGAAGAGUGCCAUCUCCAAAUUCAGUGGUGCUUCUGCUGAUAUCCACUUAAAAGAGGGAGACAAGAUCACCUUUGGAAGACAUUUCCUGUCUGUGAGAGAGACACCAGGACACACUGAUGGAUGUACAACGCUGGUAACUGGGGAUCAGAGCAUGGCUUUCACUGGUGACGCUCUCCUCAUCAGAGGCUGUGGCAGGACAGACUUCCAGCAGGGCUGUGCCAAAAAACUUUACCAGUCAAUCCACGAGAAAAUCUUCACCCUGCCAGACCACUGCCUUGUCUACCCGGCACAUGACUACUUAGGUCAGACGGUUUCUACAGUUGGUGAGGAGCGCAAGUUUAACCCACGCCUGACUAAGAGUUUGGAGGAGUUUGUGGAGAUAAUGAACAACCUGAACCUCCCCAAGCCACAUAAAAUAGAUAUUUCAGUGCCUGCUAAUCUGGUUUGUGGAUUGCACCAUGUUUGAAUGUGCUGCACAAAAGAGGAUAAUAAUUAAAUUAACUACAUCAUUGAAAAGUGAUUGAGAUUAAUGGACCUGUUCAGCAGGAUUAAUCAAACAGCUUACCAUAAAGUGCUUCAUUGUGGUUCUGUCUAAAUGUAAAACUGUAUAUUUCAAUUGCUGAUGCUCACAUCAUUGAUUAUACUUGAAAUAAAAUGGCAUCUAUUUUAGAUAUUUGAAAUAAGUUUUAGAUGUAUGUAUUUUAUGAAAAAACUUUUAAUUGUUGUUAAUUGUUCAAACUUAAAAGUAAGUAGUUUUAUUCAGAUGUGUUAAUGUGAAUAUUAGAAUUAGGGAGGAAAUUUAUGAGCAGGGAAGCUUGGACAGGAUUGUUCCACUCAACAUUUAGUUUAGUGUUCAUGAAUGCUGAACCUUAACCUGUGCAACUGGGUUCUUCAAAAUGGCCUUUUUAGUGAUUCUGGACUCCUGUAGCCACACUUUCAUACUUUUCAUAGCCUUAUGCAAGCAGAAGCUGUUCUAUUUACAUUCAAAAUCAAUAACAUCUAAGAUGUAAUUGCGUAACAUUGUGAUCACACGAGUUCCUUUAGAUGUAUAACAGACAUCGGUGCAUUGAAACAAUCAAUAUUACUUGCAGUAUAUAUAUAAUAUAAAAUUUUAAAAAGAGAGGCCAUGGCAAGAAUUAAAUGUGCAUUGCAUAGUGCAAUGAGCUGAGCAUGCUGCUCUUGUAUUUAACAGAUGCUCAUUAAGAUUUGCUUUGGAGUGCUUGCCUUUGUGAUAGUUUGAUCCUGUUGUUUUGCUGGACAGAAUCAAAAUGUUCAGAACUGUUUUCAUGUGUGUAUAACUUUUUACUAUUGACUGUGUUUAAGCAAGCACCACAUCAGUUUAAUGCACAAAUUAGGCUAUUCUAUCUUUUGCUGCUAUGAAUGAAGUGCUACGGUGUUGAUGGUCUGAAUUCUGCAAGUACGGAACAGAAAGCCUCAAUAAAGUAAUUUUGGAAAUUGGACAUUCGCUGAGCAAAGAGGGCCUCUAGCCAAAUUUAUGAAAUGUCAUAGUUUGAUAUGACAUUUUUGAGGGACUUUAAUGGAUCCUGAAUGUUUAAUUUUAAUACUCUAACACCCUACUUAGCACUCUGUGGUCCAUUCAAAGUGCACUGAUGUUGUGUGGUUUUGAGUUGCAUGUAAAACCUAGGAUCCAGCAUUGUGUCUGUGUGACUUCAAAUAAAAUCAAAGUCAA